Adineta steineri is the source of this 984-nucleotide messenger RNA. The record is from the annotation of a GenBank genome assembly. NCBI's taxonomy places the organism in Eukaryota, Metazoa, Rotifera, Eurotatoria, Adinetida, Adinetidae.
AUGGCUAACCUGUUAUCAAGAGAAUUGUGCACCACGUGUGGGAAAGGAACUGGUAUUUUUAAAUGUCAAGGCUGUUUGAAAAUAUUUUGUACGAAACAUUCAGUCGAACAUCGACAAAAACUUCAUAUUGAACUUGAUGAACUUAUUGAAAAACAGGAGAAACAUUUUCAAGAAUUGACGAAAGAAAAUGAUCGUUUUGAUACUAUAAUCAAUGGAAUAAAGAAAUGGGAAAAUGAAUGGAUCGAAAAAGUUAAACAAGUGGCGAAAGAUGCUCAGCUCGAAAUCGAAAAUGCUAGUCAAUCUAUCAAAGAAAUGCUGGAAGAAAAAAUCUCAUCAAUUAAGAAACAACUUAUUCAAGCAAAAGAAGAUGAUGAUUUCAUCGAGAUAGAUUUGACUACUUGGUCAACAGCAUUGGAAGAACUUAAACAAGAUGUUCUCACUCAUUCUCAAGCUAUUCCUUUAUCAGAUAACCCAAAUACAAUGUUGGAACAGAGAAUGAUUGAUAGAACACCCAUUCUAAGCAGUGACGACGACGAAGACUUUGUUUCUGUUACAGGAUCUAUCAUUGAAACUCUUGAUAAGAUUUCACAUUUCUCUAUGGAGACUGCUCGAACGGAAGACAACAUAGUCAGAGGUAUCUUAAUUAAUUCGCUAAGUAAAAUGGUUUCAUGUUAUUUAGAUCGUCAAUGCUCUACUCCAACGAACGACGAAACUUCAACUGAUGAUCAAUCUGAUCAAAGCGAAAAUUUGCAGUGUAAUGCAACUGUAAUGCAAAGCCGUCCUAUUCGUGGUUAUCGUGGGGGUUUUAGAGGUACUCGUGCUACUGUCACCCACAACUACAAGCAAUCUCAAUGUGACCUCAAUACUUAUAGUCCAUGGGAUCAACUAAACUAUCAUGCUUCUACAGAUCGUGGCAGAGGAUCACAUAGACCCACGAAACGUCGGCAACGUAGUCGACAUAAAAAUUGUGAUCAGGGUGAAUAG